Molecule: messenger RNA, 1514 nt
Organism: Phoenix dactylifera (date palm)
Lineage: Eukaryota; Viridiplantae; Streptophyta; Magnoliopsida; Arecales; Arecaceae
Product: WD repeat-containing protein DWA2
Biological process (GO): protein ubiquitination
Molecular function (GO): protein binding
Source: RefSeq, a predicted model, not a curated record
UCUCGGUGGCACGUGCAUAUCACGUGACUAUUUCAGUCUGAUAUGGAGACCGGAAUGCGACCAGAUCUCUCACAAGGUGAGACCGCCUAGCGCGAGCGCCCGUGAGCCCGUCGGAAAUGCAGGGAGGCUCCACCGGCAUCGUCUACGGCGGCCUCAAGUACCAGGCCAGAUGCAUCGCCGACGUUAAAGCUGAUCCGGACCACACCAGCUUCCUCGCCGGCACCCUCAGCCUUCGAGAAGAGAACGAGGUCCAUUUGAUCCGGCUCUCGCCCUCGGGAACGGAGCUCGUGUGCGAGGGCUUGUUCUACCACCCCAGCGAGAUCUGGGAUCUCAAGUCCUGCCCCUUCGAUCCAAGAAUCUUCUCCACCGUCUUCACCUCCGGUGAAACUUAUGGAGCGUCCAUUUGGAAGAUUCCUGAGCUCUAUGGUCAAUCAAAUGCCCCUCAACUAGAACAGCUUGUCUCUCUGAAUGAACAUUCUUUUAAGAUCAAAUGUGUCCUUUGGUGGCCAUUGGGAAAGCAUGAUAAAUUGAUUAGCAUUGAUGAGGGAAAUCUUUUCCUGUGGAGCAUAGAUUCUUCAAGUAAGAUAGCUAAGGUGAUAUCAAAAGAAUCUGUUGGUAUGCUUCAUAACUUGUCUGGUGGAGCAUGGGACCCUCACGAUCAGAAUGCUGUUGCUGCAAUAUGUGGAUCAUCGCUUCAGUUUUGGGAUCUUCGCACAAUGAAGAAGACAAAUGCAAUUGAGCACGCACAAGUUAGGGAUGUCGAUUAUAAUCCCAAAAAGCAGCACAUACUUGCCACGGCAGAGGAUGAAUGUGGGAUACGGUUAUGGGAUCUUAGAAUGCCUAGGCUUCCUGCAAAAGAGCUCCCUGGACAUGCACAUUGGACUUGGGCUGUUCGCUACAACCCAGAGUAUGAUGAGCUGAUUUUGAGUGCUGGAACAGAUUCAGCUGUCAACUUGUGGUUGGCUUCUACCACUGGCAGUGAUGAUUCAGCAGCUGAAAGUCUAGUUGACUCACCUACGCGUCAGAUAGAUCCACUUCUCAACUCAUACAAUGACUAUGAAGAUAGCGUUUAUGGUGUCGCAUGGAGCUGUCAGGGAGCCUUCAAUGUUUGCAUCAUUGUCUUAUGAUGGGAGGGUGGUCGUUGAAUCAGUAAAGCCGUACAUCCGGACAAAGUUGAAAAAAGCAUCCGCCAUAGAUAUUACACUUAAGCUUGAUUGGAACUCCUAUUCCUGCAUGCUUGGAUCUCCUGAAACAUCAUACACAUGGAAUCAUCUAUUAUCCUUCUUUGUUUUGUCCUGAGAACAUUGACAGGAUUCUGUGAACCGCAAGCACAACAAAUUAUUUCAGAAUCUCGGAAUAGGUUGUGCCUAAGCAUGCAAAAAGAUGCUGUAACUUGAUGAAUAACUAUGCUCUGUAUGCGUUAGCACAUUGUGGAUUUGAGAUGGGACGUUUUCCAUUUAUGUAAUUGCUAAGUAAGAAGGGUUGUAAUAAAAGGAAAAAUGAGAUUUGAUUCA